This is a messenger RNA of Baudoinia panamericana UAMH 10762, 713 nucleotides long. RefSeq lists its product as uncharacterized. The coding region runs from base 34 to 396 and encodes 120 amino acids. The record is from RefSeq and is a predicted model, not a curated record. Lineage: Eukaryota; Fungi; Ascomycota; Dothideomycetes; Mycosphaerellales; Teratosphaeriaceae. The transcript has 3 exons.
CCCCAAUUCAUUUUCACCAAUACAACUGACAAGAUGAGCGGCACAUCUUCAGUCGGACAAGGUUCCGUCUACGAGCACGGCGAUCAGGUCAACUACAAGGACAGCGAGAUCAACAAGCGUAAGGAAGGAGAGAGGUUCAAGGAGGGUCAGCCCAACUCCCACAAGGCAAACGAUUCAAAGGAUGAGCGAUCCAUUGCCAACAAGCUAGCGCGCGAGGAGAAGCGGUCAAAUGAGGCGGAUCAGAAGGACGAGGAGACCAAGGCUUUCCAGAAGGACAAUACGCUUCCGGCCAAAUUGCACGGCAAUGAGCCGUCGAAAGGUGCGAAGAUCGACCAAGAGCUGAAGGAAGAGGAGGAAGAGAUCCUGAAGAAGAAGGGUGCAUUCGGGCCAAAGUAAUGAUGGCGGAUCGAUUGCAGGCCUGUGAAUGUAAAAGUGUUACGGGAAAGGCUUCGCGAGCCUAAAGGCCUCCGUCGGUAGCGACCUCAGUAUACCCGUGUGCUGAAAGAGGGCUUAAUCCCGUGGGUCGCGAAGGUGCCGUAUCCUCAUUAGCUGUGCGGACCAACUGCGAAUGUCACUGUGAUAGCAAAAGCAUGAGGGUCGUAGCAUGUAUAGUCGCGCCAAGCUCAACAUGAAUGUUGCUGGCUGCGCCACAAAGCGCCACGACUUGCGUCCUUUAGACCUCAAAUGUCUUGAAGCCCGUACAAAUGUGCCCU